Arctia plantaginis is the source of this 216-nucleotide messenger RNA. The record is from the annotation of a GenBank genome assembly. Lineage: Eukaryota; Metazoa; Arthropoda; Insecta; Lepidoptera; Erebidae.
AUGAAACUUUCGAAAAUGUGUAUAAUAUUCUCUUACAUUAAGCACAGCUCCCGGUGUAGUGAAGUUUCUAUAAGGCGGUUUCCGGUCCUUAAUGUACUGGAAGAUUUUGGUGCCAUGGCGGAGGAAGACCACUUUGUCAAGGAGAUGGGGUGGCACGUCGUGCAUGCAGCGGAGCCGCACCGAGCCACCGCGCGCCGCCCACCUUUCCAUUUGUAA